Messenger RNA from Phanerochaete carnosa HHB-10118-sp, 1616 nucleotides. RefSeq lists its product as uncharacterized. NCBI's taxonomy places the organism in Eukaryota, Fungi, Basidiomycota, Agaricomycetes, Polyporales, Phanerochaetaceae. The transcript is spliced from 8 exons. The annotation marks the transcript as partial. The record is from RefSeq and is a predicted model, not a curated record.
AUGUUGCCGCGCGUGGUCACGAUCUUGACCCUGUUGGCCACAGUCGCGAGGGCUGUCGACCCUUGCGCCACCAUAGCCGGCCAAAAAUGGACAUCUCCCCAGGAUGUCAGGACUUGCUUCGCCUCGUUCAAAGUCGACCCGGAAAUCAAGGCCAACAUCGUCGAUGUUGUCAAUAAGACAUUGGCAUUUCACACAUCUGUGAAUUAUGAAAUCCUGGCACCGCCGCCGUUCAGCGCAGAUGUCCACGAAAACCUAUUAGCAGACCUCGCUCGUAUCAGCCAACAGGAGUAUCCUUCCGAUUUUGACCUGCAUAUCGACAUGUCACAGACCCUGAAAAGGCUGAACGAUGGUCAUUGCGUCUAUAUUAACGACUGCUAUGACUCGCUAUUCUUGACCUUCUUGCCUCUCCCGUUGGUCCUGCUGACCGACCCAGACGAGUCCCAGAGUGUCCACAUUGCCCCAGAAGCCUUUGCUGUGGCUUCUGUAGAGUUCGCGGACGAACUUGACGUCUGGCAGAAUGCGCUGCCCGGCGCACUCAAGGGCCAACUAGAGACAGCUGAGAUCCGUUACUCACAACAAUACCAGCUCUCUGGCGCCGAGGUCCUCGCAAUCAACGGUCAGGAUCCAUUUGUUGCGGUCGACGCGAACGCACAGACUGCUGGCAGCUUCCAACCGUUUGGUACGCGUCAAAAUGGCUUCUUCGCGAGUUAUAAUCGCGUAGACGCAGGGUGGAGCUACAUCAUGGGCCAAUUUGCCCAGCUGUCACUUCCGUUAAACGAUUCGGCGACACUGACGGUCCUUCGGGUCAAUCACACGAUGCCAGAGACCUUCACACUCCCUUACCGCUCCCGCAUCGGAACAACCGCAGUGCCAUGGACCGACUCCACCACAUUUCGGCAGAAUAAUUGUGUUGCUGUCAACGGCACGAACGGCGUGAACUUGAACAACCCCUCAAACCCCCUGCGCAAACGCGAUUCGAUGCUUCGUCCCGUGGAGAAGUUCCGUCAAAGCCCACCAGCGGCCGCGUCCUUUUCGCGUAAGCAGGCGCGCAGCGUCAUGCUCGACUCUACGCCGCUCCAGGACGUCUCACUCCCGCCCGCGCUCACGCCCGCCGGGAACGUCCCAGGCAGCAGCGGUGUCACGGAGUUCUUCCUUCUGAAGGACGGCAGGACCGGUGUCCUCGCGCUGGGCAGCUUUGAGGACACGGGUACUAUCGAUGACUUUGAGCAGACGCUGCUGACGGGCCUGGUGAACCUGAAGAAUAUGGGUGCGACGCAGCUGAUCGUCGAUGUGUCGAACAACGGUGGCGGCUUCAUCUGUGUUGCCCACAUCGUCGGUCCCAAGCCCACGAGCGUCCCGCAAGCGGGGCUGAACACGACCGCACGCGCCGGUCCGCUCGCACAGCAGAUCGUCAAGCAGAUCCUAGGUAACCCGAGCAUCGACCCGGGCGUGAACCUGCUGUACAACCCCCUCAACUGGUUCUUCCCCGAGAACAACACACAGUUUCCGGCCGACUUUGACUGGCUCGACCCGGACGUACCCAAGGUCAUCAACGGGCGGCAGGACGCAUUCUCCCUGACGUACGUCCCUGUUCCGAGCUUUCGCGACGGUCCCGU